This is a messenger RNA of Esox lucius (northern pike), 9419 nucleotides long. Its product is annotated as leucine-rich repeat and immunoglobulin-like domain-containing nogo receptor-interacting protein 3. Gene Ontology annotation, molecular function: protein binding. The record is from RefSeq and is a predicted model, not a curated record. Lineage: Eukaryota; Metazoa; Chordata; Actinopteri; Esociformes; Esocidae. The coding region runs from base 591 to 2468 and encodes 625 amino acids. The transcript has 4 exons.
AGAGAGGAUAAGAGCAAAUGGGCAGAGAGCGAGACACACUGAGAUAGAGGCGCUCUGUGAAAGAGGCAACAGCUACAGCAACAGAGCCAACCCGCUCCCUCUCUCUCUCUCUCUCUCUCUCUCUCACACACACACACACACACACAUACACAUAGACCCACUGGAAAGCGCUGUGUCUGGGGAGGAGAUCUCACAGACUCCUUUUCCAUUUGGGUCUCUGGGGCUCGUUUUUGGAUACCAAGGUGUUGAGAAAAGGGUGUUUGCGAAACCAAGAGAAACCGUGAAGACAGACGGACGCUGGGAGGUAUGUUUGGCUGCUGCUGAUCCCAGGGGCUGACAACAAAACAGGCGGAGAGGAGGAGGAGGCAUCUGAAGACCUGAGGAUUGGAGGAGAGGAAGACUGGCACAUGUAGAGCUGAUCAAACUUAUGGACAGAGAGGAGAAAAGCCGAGAGGAGAGUGGGACAGUGGCGGGGCAGGACACACGCACAUAAACACAAACACACACCGAUGAGGAGAGGGCAGGAACCACGCUUCAGUUCUGGGUGUGUGGAGCACUGACUCUGCCUGUGAUAGGCUAGGAGUCAGACCAUGACCACCAGGGCCAUGAUUGGCUCCCCGGGUAGAUGGUCCCUGUCCUCGAGUCGUUUGGUGAGUCUCUGGGGGCCGGGCCUGCUGCUGGUUGCCAUUACAACCCUGCUACCAGAUGGUUGUCAGGCAUGCCCACCGCGAUGCGAGUGCUCGGCCCAAAUCCGGUCCGUCUCUUGCCAGCGGCGACGCCUCACCGGCAUUCCAGAGGGCAUCCCCACAGAAACACGUCUUCUGGACCUCAGUCGGAACCGGCUACGCUGGGUUGAGUCGGGCGACCUGGCGCCUUAUCCACACCUUGAAGAAGUUGACCUGAGUGAGAACCUCAUUGCCACACUAGAGCCCAAUGCUUUUGCCAACCUGCAAAAUCUCCGGGUGUUGAGGCUCAGGGCGAACCAGCUUAAACUGGUUCCCAUGGGGGCUUUCGCCAAACUGAGCAAUCUUACCAUGCUGGACCUGAGUGAGAACAAGAUGGUGAUUCUGUUGGACUACACCUUCCAAGACCUGAGGAGUCUGAGACACCUAGAGGUGGGAGACAACGAUUUGGUUUACAUCUCUCAUAAGGCCUUCUCUGGUCUGAUUGGGCUGGAGGACCUCACCAUUGAGCGCUGCAACCUGACAUCUAUCUCUGGCCAGACUCUAUCCUACUUACGUAGUCUGGUAACUUUACGACUACGCCACCUCAGCAUCGCCGCCCUGGAGGACCAGAACUUUCGCAAGCUGACCAACCUGCGGGGCCUGGAGAUUGACAACUGGCCCUAUCUAGAUUACAUCUCCCCUCUAAGCUUCCAGGGCUUGGACCUCACCUGGUUGUCCAUCACUAACAGCAACAUCACCUCUGUUCCCUCGUCCUCUUUCAGGAACCUGAUCCACCUCACCCACCUCAACCUGUCCUACAACCCCAUCACCACCCUGGAGCCCUGGGCCUUCAGAGACCUGCUGAGGCUCAAGGAGCUGGUCAUGGUAAACACAGGCCUGGCUACAGUGGAACCUCACUCUCUUGGAGGCCUCAGACAGAUCCGGGUCCUCAACUUCUCCUCCAACGAACUCCAGACCUUGGAGGAGGGAUCGUUCCACUCCGUCAACAGCUUGGAGACGCUGCGGGUGGACGGGAACCCGCUUCUGUGUGACUGCCGUCUGUUGUGGAUCCUGCAGAGACGCAAGACCCUCAAUUUUGACGGCAGAGUGCCUGUCUGCGCUGGGCCAGUGGAGGUGCAGGGGUACAGCCUCAGCACCUUCACCGACUCAGCGCUCUUUGAUCACUUCACCUGCCAGAAGCCCAAGAUACGCAACCGCAAGCUUCAGCAGGUGACCGCUCAUGAAGGCCAGCCGGUGAGUUUCCUCUGCAGUGCAGUAGGAGAGCCGGCCCCGAACAUCAUGUGGAUCUCCCCUCAGCGCCGACUAAUCACAGCCAAGAGCAACGGUCGUAUCACCGUGCUGCCGGGAGGGACGCUGGAGAUCCGCUACGCCCAGGUCACCGACAGCGGCACCUACAUGUGCAUCGCCAGCAACGCCGGCGGCAACGAUACCUACUUCGCCAUGCUCACAGUGCGGGGUAUGCCGCUGGAUGCCGCGUCGGCCUUCCUGGCCAACCGCUCACUGUAUGGCAGUGAGUUCUUCAACGACACAAACCUGAACAACACGCGCGUCUUCCUCAAGUUCACUCUGGACCUGACCACCAUCCUGGUCUCCACGGCGAUGGGCUGCAUCACUUUCUUGGGUGUGGUGCUCUUCUGCUUCCUGCUGUUGUUUGCAUGGAGCAGGGGGCGGGGCCAACGCAAAAACAACUUCACCGUGGAGACCCCUUUCCGGAAGGCAGAGGGGCCAGCGACCGCAGGGGGGGCCGGAGGGGCCCGGAAAUUCAACAUGAAGAUGAUAUGAAAAAACGCAGCCAGGGGUCACUCGGGGGAGGCAUAAACACGUCCCGGAAACGUGUUUGACAAAACACACACAGCGCUGACUCGCAAAAAGAAAAAAGUAAUGAAAUAAAAUGCAUAUAUAAUUCACACAUGGCACGUUAUGAUGACCAGAUUCGGUUUGGGUUGAUGGUGAAAAAAAACAUGAUGCCCUUGAUCUCACUGCCUCUUACUGAUUUUAUUCAGCUUGUGGUGCAAAUGUGUAUUUAAGAUUAACUUUACAGAAUAUCUUUUAAAAUAAGUACAACCUUUUAAUUCAACUUGAUAACCUCAAGUAUUUUUGAAAAUAAGCUACAUUGCCAUUUAGCUUGAUAAGAAUUAUAGAAGCUAAGAACUUAUUGUGAUCUUUAACUGGGUAAUUACUUUGCUGUGUAAAGUUUUUAGUUAUGUCUCUCUCACAGGAAGUGACAGCCCAGAUAGUGAAAAGGAUUUGUUAAGCUAUGUAUUUGUUAAGGUCAUUGCCAUAGAGAAGGUAAGACAUGUCUAGUGGCUAAAUGGCCAUUUUAGUAUGGACAUCGCUGUUGAAGACCUCCACUAUUUUAAUAAAGUUUACUUGGUCAGACUUUGAACCUCUAACCUUGUCAAUGGCCACCCAGGGCAUGGAGAGGCAUGGCUAUCAAAUGAUCACAACAAUUGUAGUCUUGCAUUCUUAAAUUCUGCCUUUCUGAGAAAUAUUGCAAUAGCAUGUAAAUAUUGCAAUUCAGAGUAAGCUGUAUAGUAGUACGAGUAUAGUAUUGAAUAAAAACAAGCCAUUUUUGUAAGAGAUUUGGAAUAUUAUUUAUAUUGUCACAAAAGACACCAUAAAGACCACAGCUGACGAAGGUUGUGCUGAGACAAGGACUCUACGUAGAGACUGAAUCCAAGUGGAAUUAAUGCAUGAAACCUAUUCUAAUAAUUUGACCCAUUCCAAUUCAUAUAAAAAAGUGGCUUGCCUAUUUGAGCUUUUGAGUACCACUCGUUGAAAUUCUAAAUUGGGGGCCACUUCACUGUCAGACAAGACCGUUUGCGACAAGGUUAGCUGUGUGAGUUGGAAUAAAGCGCACUGGCCGACAGUUUCCAUGACGGCCCGUCGCCCCAAGGGCUUGGUUGGGAAACCAAGCCCAGCGGGCGUGGGUCACACGGUAUCCAUGACAACUAACACAGCCCAGGGCAGGAGGGAGUCGUGGCAUUGGUAAGAUCGUUCUAACCUUCCGCUAACACCACUGCCAGUAGCAACGGAUGUGAGGGGGAGAGGGAGGUGGAGGGGUGAGUGUUAAUGCCUCCCACUGACGGUGCUGCCUGCCCUGGGCUGUGGUGGGGAAGAACCAGCCUCCACAGGGCUGUCAGGGGGAGCUGCCUGGAGGUCAGGAAAUGCUCAGAGUCCGACCCUGGACAGGACACAUUCACACGUCAACAGCACCAUCACACGCACCUCUCUUACUCACAUAUUGAACGUUACUUUUUCUCAGGACAAACACACCCAGAUGAGCGUGCACACAUGCACAAACACACAUGCGCGCAGAUUCCAGAUGACAUUCUACCAAUACUGCUUGUAGAAACAAAAAUCCAUGCAUUUAGUAAGCGACCGCUGUAUAGUUUUCAUUAUAAGCCGUAGCAUGAGUUUGGAUUAGAUUAAUCCUGUUAGUUUUCCUUUCAUAUUCAGCAGCAGCUGCAUGGUCCACACACUGCUAGAAUAAUAAUUGUUAUUACCACCUUGUGAGCCACCAUAACGAUCCUAAGACCAUCUGCUGUACUUUAACAGGCAGAGUGGCCCAGUCAGUCAUAUAGACAGUCAGACACCACCCUGCCAUCACUCACAACAUUAUAGAACUGUAGUAUCCAGAACAGCACACCACCCUGUGAUCACUUACAACAUUAUAGAACUACAGAAGCCAGAAUGGCACACCACCCUGUUAUUGCUCACAACACUAUAGAACUGUAAUAUCCAGAAUGGCACACCGACAUAUUAUUACUCACAACACUAUAGAACUGGAAUAUCCAGAAUGGAAUGUCAAGCUAUUAUGAGUCACAAAAGAACUGUGUUGACAACUAAACUCUUUCAUUCUCUGAGACGGCCAGUGCGCAAAUGUUUGUGCCCCCCUAGCCCAGUGCAUCCCCCCUCAAUCCCGCACACCGCGCCCCCCACUGGGUCCACCAAUGGGAGGGGUCCCUGGCUGGAGACCGAUAACAAGAAAAUGUAUGUGUAGUAAUGUGAACCCUGCCCACACCACCUGCAUUGUAAAGUGGAGAGUACUGUGGUAUUAAUUAUGACCUGUUCUGUUCUCAUUCAUUUAGUUCCCUCUUUUAUGUUUUACCUCAGUUGACCUCCCUAAACAUUUACUUGUUAACUGUUAACCGUUUAACUUUGGCAUCUGUCAGAGAGAUUACUGCUGUGCUCAACAUGAGCUUCCGUUUAUAGAAGGUUUGUGUUAUGUGCCUGCGUGUGUGGAGAGUUCACUAUUUUCCAUGAUGCAGAUAAAAGUUUUGGGGUAAAAAAAGGUUUGGAAGCUUUGUCUAGGACAAGUCUUCUAGUCAGAUUAAUUCGGAAAGCUUUAGAAUUAUCCUCUAGUACAUCUGUAGAACAUGACGACCAAAUGGCCUGUGUGAUGAUAAAUAGUUCUGUAUUUAUUAAAGUUUAAUGAGGCUGAAUGGAAAUAGAUUAGGAAAUUGGCCUUGUUUUCUAUCUGCCAGAAACGAAUACAUCUUGGCUCCCAUCACGCCAGUCUUGAGAACAAAGUAAGUUACUCACUGGAUGUUUCUCAUUCCAGUCUUGAGGUUUUCCUGUUUGUGGCAAUGACUGUUGUGAUUGUUGAUGAUAUAAUGGUGUAAAUGUCAGUCACAGAAGUAGGGAUUAGAUGAAGGUAUUUAGUUAGGCUAUCUUUCUCUCCUUCUCUUCUUCAUCAGUUCAUUCCCAGACAUCAUUGUUGUCCCCAUUCACAGUAACUAGGCUGGAGUAUGGUUGUGUGGUAGUUGUUCUAUGUGGUCAGUGAUUUGAUGUUGUUUUGAGUCAUUGCUCUAAGUAAUGUUAUCAAUCAUUGAUCAGGGACUUAAUAAAUUAUUAUAAAGGAUGACCCAGGUUCCCUAAAACGUUAUUUCCCCUUUUAGAAGAACCCUACUCUAGGCCCUCCUUUUAGAACGUUCUAUUCCAACCUUUCACUGCAUUCUGGGAUAUCUUUUGAGUACAAAAACUUAUCAGGACUGUAUGUACAAUAUGUAAUCUCUGCCAAUAUUUUGUCUGAGCCACUAACCCACUGGUCUAAACCAUAAAAGCACACCUCUUUCCCAUUUCUUCAUUAUUGUCAUGAGGGGAAUCUUUAUUUUUCUCUUCCUUGUAGGUAUUGCUACGCUGUCCAGGUUUGGAGAUAAGCAUUUGCAUACAUAUGAAAUCCAUUCGACAUUCAGAGAUCCUUGAUUGUAAGAGGAAGAGUUACAGUAUAAUGCACUUGAAAUAGAGGGCCCUUUGAACUUCACUCAACCUGUUCUAUAUCCCACUGUCUCUUGCCAGGACCAGAGUGCUCGUUUCCCAGGUUACCUAGCUAUUCAUUUAACCCUUUGCAGAGCAUGCAGCACACUUAAAUUAAUUCUAAUGGAGGACAUUCAAUGGACGGACUGCUAAUUCAUUUCUCUAUUCAACUGUGCCACUGCUGAAUAGAACACUGAGAAUGCAGUGUACCAGAUGAGCUGUAGCCUCUCAAGUUUCUACGGAAACACUGGAAUGGGAGACAUCACAGUGACAGAGGGAGUGUCUUGUCUCAUCAGAAGAGUUUUGAGAAACUAGGCUGAGCGCUCCCCUGCUUCCUUCUCCACUUUGUCCUUGACUGCACUGUUUGCGUGUGUGUGUGUGUGUGUGUGUGCAUGUGUUCAUGUGCAUGUGUUCAUUUUUUAGCUUCCCCUGUGGUAGAGUACAUCCGUGAUGGUAGACCCCUCUAAGCAUGGCCCAGAGAGUAUGCGGAUGAAAAGAAGACCAACGUUAAAAGGGACAUCAUUAGCCCCUACAGGGGGCUAAACCAUUGGUUUUUACAUAUGUCUAUUUUCAGCAGGGUUAAGGGUGGCACCUGGGUACCGGUCAUUUCCCCCGGUCCAUUAUUGAAAACAUCAGAGGAAUUCGAUUUCUGGGGCGACUUAAAAGUAGGAUAUGAUGGUGUUUUAACCAUUUACCUCACACGCUUGUACUGUCCAAUUGCCCCUAACUUCAAUAGUCCCCUCAGUGUUCAAAAGGAAUGAGGUCCGGUGUCAAACCCUUGUCUUUCCAUAUAUAUUGACCUAAUUGGGCUGAGAGAAUAAGAAACAUGAAGAUGAAAUGGACCCCUGAAGGCAGAAUCUUGUUUUGUGGAGGUUUCGGUCUUUCCGUGUCAUUGUAGAGUAGAGCCAUGUUCUUCAGAGAGUCUGACCCUUGUCAUGGUAGUUUUCUCGGUAGGUCAACUGACCAUGACGCUGGGAUCGGGACAGCUGAGAAGACACCUGAUAAGUAUAAGUGUUACAUUAUCAGCUGUAGUUCCUUCAGGCCCUGAAGCACUGUAUGCGUUACAAGCUGGCUAUUCUUUUGGCUUCUAGGAUUUGUCUGUUAUUUUUGGGUCCUUGAAUAAAAACUUUAAUAUGCGACAUCAGAGCUGCAAAAGCCCACACUAAUCACCACAUUGACACGAGUGCACUCUGCUAGACACAACGUGUGUUUUUCCCACAACACGCCAGGAUCCCUGUGGAACACGCAUGCACCGCUAUGUCAUUUAAACACUGAUGUUCAUUCGUAUGUAGGCGGGAGAGACUCGAACUAGAACACCACCAUGCAAAGUCACCCCUGGUUUCACACACGGGUAUCCUUCAUUUUAACAAUGACAAACACCCCACAUGGGUCUUUGUAAAAGGUGGUUAGGGUUAGGGUUACGGUGGGACUGGAGAAAAUUUAACCAGACACUUGUCCAUAGAUAAAUAAAUUAAUACAAGGUAUGAUAUAGGAAAGCAAUAUUUGUAGUAUAAAAAUAUAGUUCACACCAUGUUUUGAGGCCAUACGGUAUUUGCAAACAUUAGAAUAAAACAAAGCUGAUAUUUUGGGUUGUAACUGAUUCCGGCAGUUUAAAUAUGCUUGUGCUGUGUUAUGCUUUAGAAUCUUCCAGAAUCAGUGGGUGUACUUACUGUGUAUCAUUCAUUUCAAACUAAAAGAAUGUAUUAGGAAACUAAGGAUCCUUGCUUUUAAGUAUGGUCACACUGACCCUUAGUGGUGAGAGUUGGACAUAGCACACAACGUGCAUUGGCCACGUUCACAAACUAUUGUUACUGAAACACGCAUUUUAUGGCUUAUCAGAUGUCAAUGACACGGCAACUAAUUGUGUAAUUACCGAUGACAAAACAUUAUCAUAUAGACAAAUUGACUGUUCUUCACAAUAUUCUACUGAUUGCCAUAAAACAUGACUUACAUAUAUGUCGGGUAUUUCACCGAAAGAGAUUCAUCAGAAAGAGACCAGAAAGAUUUAUCUGAACUACGGUUGCUGUUUUGGCUAUGUUAACUGUAGCUCAGACUGUGUCUAAUUAAAUAUCAAGUUUAAAGAUAUUUCUGACUACUUGCCUGGGUUCCAAUUGCAAUGAUGGCAACGAAUAACUGUUGCCAAUCCGGUUGAUCUCCUUCUGUAAGACUCGUGACUAUUUUCUUUUCCCAGUGGGUUUAGCAGGUUUUAUCUAUGCAUGCUUUUUAUAUACCUGAACUUACCAAACACUGUCACACCUGCAUAGAUAGUACAUAGAAAUACAUUCCAUAGAUGCUGACCAUGGGACUGGGUGAAACUUCAAAAACUAAGACUCCCCUUUAGGAAUACAUAGACUUACAGUACUUCAAAUUAUUUAGAUAUUCUACUUCCUCAGAUCAUUUAUGCUUUUAGUAUUUUGAGAGGUUUUAUAUUUUCUAAAUGAGUGUCUAAAGCAAUUGUUUUUUGCAGAAACAUUGUGAUGAUUGUCCACUUUCUAUUCACACCAAGAAUUAACCUUUUGAAUCUACUAUGUUCAUGGCGUUGUAAGACUACCUGUCAUGAAUGUGGGACACAAGUUCAAGCUCAGUAAGAAUACUAAUCAUUCCUCAUGAGUGGGAGGGGAUAUGUGACAGUCUGACCUGGUCGACACUCAUUCCUGGGUUUCUUGUCGCCAUUAUUAUGAAAAAGUUAUUAGAAUGUAAUGUCCUCUGAAACAAGACAGAGCCAGGAAAAUCCUCUAUCUCUAUCGGGUGUGAGCGUACUUAGCCUUUCAACCUUUUCAGAACAGGUUAGGCAGACACUGUAAGUCUCCCUGGAUUAUAACAUUAAUAUUCCAACAAUGGGACCACCACAGAAAUUCUUGAGCUACUUAUGUUUUUAUACUGAUAUUUUGUCUUUACAUUUGUAUAAAAACCACUCUCGGAGGCAACGCACUGGGCAAGCAGUCACUGGACGGGUCUUAUCAACUGCAGCUUGCAAUUUAAGUGGUAAUACUGGAGAAACCAGUUGCCAGAAGGUUCCACCUGAAGGCUAGCCCAAAGAAACAUUCACCCACAUAUGUUUAAAGGGGAAAUAUCUGAUCCCAAAAUAACAACCCAGCAGAGUCACAAAUGCAAAAUAAUGUUGCACUGCCCACUGAAAAUAUUGCUUCAACAUUUGACUUUGGUGAACAAAACUGUACAAAUCCAAUAAAUCCAUACAUUGGCCAUUUCAUGUCAUCUAUGAUCUGUAAUAUCUAACAGAGUAACGUGACUAAUGAAAUGUAAAUACCAUAGGUAUGGUUGUGUAGAAUGCGCCAAGUAUUUGCUAUAGUGUUUCUUCUCCAGAGUUUCAUCCAGUCACAUAGCUACUAGAGAGGUAUAAAUAUGUGUCACUCGGCCAUCUGUUUUUAUUUUAUUAAUUUGUUUUAUACUGUCUGUCUUGUAAAACAUGAACUCUUUUGGUCAUUAAAGCAUGUUGGUGCACUGUUAAACCGA